Molecule: messenger RNA, 312 nt
Organism: Blepharisma stoltei
Lineage: Eukaryota; Ciliophora; Heterotrichea; Heterotrichida; Blepharismidae
Source: the annotation of a GenBank genome assembly
AUGUCUAUGAUAGAUAAUUACACUUGAAUUGAUUUAUUUGUUUCUAUCGAAUUCGGCUGGACUCAUGAAUUAAAUGAGAUAAGAAAGUGAAAUCAAGCCUAUUUCUCUAUUAAAUCUCUUAUUUAUUUGUCUAAAAAUUUUUACCAUUUUAUACAAGGAAAUGAAAUAGAAAUAUUCAAUAUAUGUGUAAUAUACAUUAAUAUGGUGGAAACGACCCGACCUAUUGGAGCAAUUCUCUCAACACUUGCAGGGAACACCCAGAUGGGAAAGCAAAGCUGAAAAGCUGACCCUACAUCCUUGGUGUACAUAUAA